GUGGCGCUGCGGCGGUAUCGUGAGGUCGUUUGUCAGAGUGCGCGUGUGGCCUCACCAUGCUGAAGGUGCUCCAAGUGUGUGUCCGCCGCCAGGUGUGUGUCCGCCGUCAGAUGUGUGUCCGCCGCCAAGUGUGUGUCCGCCCCCAGGUGUGGAGCAGCGGGAGUUCCGCCGCUCAGAGGGGAACCGAGGCGGCGGAGGGUCGCAGUGAGACCCGGGGAAGAGUCCAUAGCUGCAUAGUGGACCCGAACCUGCAGGAGCAGUUCGUCUUCCUGGACUUUACAGAUCCAGAGGACAACUCCCCUCUGGAGGAGAGACACCUCCUCCGUCAACUCAGCACUGCCUCUACUGCUGCUGGUUCUCCUGGUUCUGCUGCUGGUUCUCCUGGUUCUGCUGCUGGAUCUCCUGGUUCUGCUGCCCACUUGUCCCAUCAGAAGCAGCUGCGAUCUCUGGAGCAUCAGCUGCAGGUGUUAAGGGGCGGGGCCCAGCAGGAGGCAGAGCUGGACUCCCUCAUCCAAUUCGAGGAUGUGGACUUCCCGCUGGACAACAGCGUCACAGCCACAAAGAAGAAGAAGAAGAAGAAGAAGGAUGCAGGGGGGAAAGGCGGGCACAAAAUCUUUGGGACCCCUGACGUAGACGAGCCAGUCAGCGACACCUGCUGCUCGGGCUGCGGCGCCGUGCUACACUGCACUGCCACCAACGUCCCCGGAUACCUGCCCAGUGAGAAGUUCAAGGUGCUGCAGCAGGAGCAGCGUUUGGGUGAAGCCACCUGCCAGCGCUGCCACCUGCUGACUCAUCACCACCAGGCGCUGAACCUGCAGCUGUCCAGAGAGCAGUACAAAGACGUCGUGCGGCAGGUCCGGCCCCACAAGGCGCUGGUGCUGCUUGUGGUCGACCUGCUGGACCUACCUGACUCUAUCAUCCCCGGCCUGUCUGAGCUGGUGGGGGGCAAUAAACACAUCGUUGUCCUCGGCAACAAGGUCGACCUGCUGCCCUCAGAUGCGCCCAACUACCUGCAGCGCAUCAAGCGGCAGCUGUCGCAGUACUGCCAGGACGCCGGCUUCGGCACUCAGGUGACUGAUGUGCACCUGAUCAGCGCUAAGACCGGGUACGGUGUGGAGGGCCUGAUCUCCAGCCUGCAGCGGUCCUGGAGGUACAAAGGUGACGUGUACCUGGUGGGCUGUGCCAACGCCGGCAAGUCCACGCUCUUCAACACGCUGCUCGAGUCCGACUACUGCAAGUCCAGAGCCGCCGACGUCAUCAGCAAAGCCACCAUCUCCCCCUGGCCCGGGACGACUCUGAACCUGCUGAAGUUUCCCAUCAUCAACCCGACUCCAUACAGGAUGUUCCAGCGGCGGCAGCGUCUGCAGGAGGCGUCGCAGCAGACGGAGGCGGAGCUGUCGCAGGACGAGCUGCAGCAGCUGCAGCGUCUCAGCAGACAGGGCUACUUGGUGGGUCGGGUCGGCAAGACGUUCCGGACCAACACACCCCCACUGGACGAGAUCCAGUUCGAUCCUGACAGUUUGGCGUUUGGAGAAGGCGGAGAGUCGACAGCGACAGCUCCCAGCAGGCCGAGUGUCGAGUUCACCCACAACGAGCUGAAGGACGCACACUGGCUGUACGACACGCCGGGAAUCAUGAAGGAGCUCGAUAUCCUCAGCCUGCUCAGCGAACACGAGGUGAGGUUGGUGGUUCCCACGCAGGCCAUCGUCCCGCGAACGUUUGUGUUGAAGCCCGGGACGAGUUUGUUCAUUGGAGCGCUCGCCAGGAUCGACUACCUGCAGGGACCGACGUCCUGCUGGUUCUCAGUCAUGGCCUCAAGUCGGGUCCCGGUCCACGUCACCAUCCUAGAAAAAGCCGACGGCAUCUACGAGAAGCAUGCAGGACAAGUCUUGCUGGGGGUGCCUGUCGGAGGGUCUGAGAGGAUGAAGGAGUUUCCAGUGUUGGUUCCCCAGGAGGUCAGAGUCAAGGGACGAGGACACCUGGAGGCUGCUGCUGACAUCACGCUGUCAUCUGCUGGCUGGGUGGCAGUAACGGCGGCGGAGGGCGAUCAGCUGCUGUUGAAGGUUCACGGUCCGCAGACGGCAGGUUUCGAUGUGAGAAAGCCGGCGCUGCUUCCUCACAUCGUCUCUCUGAAAGGACAACGCAUCCCCAAGUCUGUCGCCUACAAAACGGUGAAAGCUGCAGGACUGCUGAACGGAGGACUGUCGGUGAGCGGCACUGCGACGCUGCAGCUGAUGAACAAGAAGAAAAAGAAGAAGAACUGAGUGGCACUGCGACGCUGCAGCAGACAAAGAAGAACGAAGCAGCAUCCAGAGGCUGCAGCUGAAGAGGCGCUGAGGGCUGUGGUAGACACGUUUGUUUUGUUAGAACAGGACAUGUUUCUUGUUCUAUUAUAUUUGUUGUAAUUUAUCUUCAUAUAUCAAUAAACUUUUCGCAUUUAGAACAGGAA
Messenger RNA from Stegastes partitus (bicolor damselfish), 2449 nucleotides. RefSeq names its product nitric oxide associated 1 (gene noa1). The record is from RefSeq and is a predicted model, not a curated record. Lineage: Eukaryota; Metazoa; Chordata; Actinopteri; Pomacentridae. Bases 57 to 2264 code for a protein of 735 amino acids. Gene Ontology annotation, molecular function: GTP binding. The transcript has 8 exons.